CAUACUUGAGUUGCUUGUAUUUUCUUCUACCCACAAAAUCUGUCUGCCCACUUGAAUCAUAUAAAGACAUACAAUCAUACACUAUAUUUAUAUCGAAUUUUGGUUGCUUGAGGAGAGAAAUGCGGACGGUGGCGCUGGGACUCUCACUCAACAGUCUUUCUGUCAAUUUUAACAACACUCCCUCAUCCACUCCUCCUUGCAGAUUCCCCUCCCAUCUCUCCAGAUCAGGGAUAUGCAAAGCCAGUCAAGUGGCAGAGUUAUUUCCAACUCUAUCACCUGAGAUUGUUGUACGAGAGGCCAGAUUAGAGGAUUGCUGGGAAGUGGCAGAGACCCACUGUAGCUCGUUCUUCCCAGAAUACUCCUUCCCUUUAGAUUUUGUCCUAAGGAUUGAUAGGUUGUUAGCUAUGGUAAUGGGAUUCUCUGUACCUAAUGGUUGUCAGAGAACCUGUUUAGUUGCUGUUACUGGCAGUUCUGAUGAAGAUGCCUUCUGCAUCGGAAGUGAAGACCUCAAAAUUGGUGGAUUUGAUGGGAAAUUUAGUCUAAAUAAAGGGUAUGUUACUGGAAUAUUAACUGUGGAUACGGUCGCUGAUUUUCUUCCCAGAAAAGGACCGCUCCGAAAUAGAAGAACUGGGAUUGCAUAUGUAUCAAAUGUUGCAGUUCGAGAUAGAUAUAGACGGAAGGGGAUAGCUAAAAAGCUUAUAAUCAAAGCAGAAGCUCUAGCAAAAAGCUGGGGAUGUCGUGCCGUUGCAUUGCACUGUGACCUAAACAAUCCAGGGGCAGUAGAUUUGUACAAAGGUCAAGGUUUUAAAAGCAUAAAAGUGCCAGAAGGAGCCAAGUGGCCGCAACCUAAAACCGCACCGGAUGUCCAGUUCAACUUCAUGAUGAAGAUUCUAAACACAUAAACACUUAGUUAGUCAUGAUAUAAUUUGUUAUCUGCCCUAAGGACAUUACUAUGAGAAGUAAGGAGGUAAUCAAUGGUGUUGCCCCCUGCUUGUAUGUGCAUAUGGGUGUGUAAAUAUAUUAUAGUAAAAUUUGGACAUCUUUUCAACAGAAUCUGUAACAAGUCUGUAAUCCUGUAAUCUGUAUGUAGUUGCUCAUUUUCCUUGCAUUUAUAAUUAUCAUCAUAUCAGACAAUCUUGUAUUUCCUGUAUAUGAAUUAUUGAAUUAACAUAUCGUUUCCAUGAUUACCAUUUA
Daucus carota subsp. sativus is the source of this 1194-nucleotide messenger RNA. RefSeq names its product GCN5-related N-acetyltransferase 4, chloroplastic. The record is from RefSeq and is a predicted model, not a curated record. Gene Ontology annotation, cellular component: chloroplast. The transcript is spliced from 3 exons. Bases 120 to 902 code for a protein of 260 amino acids. NCBI's taxonomy places the organism in Eukaryota, Viridiplantae, Streptophyta, Magnoliopsida, Apiales, Apiaceae. Gene Ontology annotation, biological process: N-terminal protein amino acid acetylation. Gene Ontology annotation, molecular function: N-acetyltransferase activity.